This is a messenger RNA of Symbiodinium sp. CCMP2456, 2556 nucleotides long. The record is from the annotation of a GenBank genome assembly. NCBI's taxonomy places the organism in Eukaryota, Dinophyceae, Suessiales, Symbiodiniaceae.
AUGACAUCAGAAGCAUCGGACAUCUUGCCUUUGCAUCUCUUCAUCGAGAGGGGGCGGAACAGCAGCCAUCACUAUGGCAGCCGGCUCGGAAGGGACAUCCAGCUCAGCCAGAUGGCGGGCAGCCAUGUGCCCGACAACGUCGAGCUGGGCAGUAACCUAAUGCCGCCCAGGGACAACGAGGCAGCAAGCACGCUUGAUGUCAUCUCCUCCUUCAGCAGGGCGGAACCGGCGGCUGAUGAUGCUGGUCAUAUGGCUACCUUGACGCCAAGCUGCUUCAGCUUGGUCCUGAUGUGUGCGGUUCAUAAUGUGAACCUGUGGGUGCCGCUGAUCUUGGUCAUCCCGGUCUCCAUCGCGCAGACUAGUGUGCUUUACAUCGUCACUUUUAAAUCACCGGAGUAUCUGUUCGGGUCAGGGCGAUGGCUGCUGCCGGUCUCCGCAUCCAAGUCUCUGAACGCUAUGAAAGCCUUUGCCUCCAUCUUGAUGCUGGGUCAGAUUGCCGAGGAGUUCUAUGAAAUAGGUGAAUCGGCAAGUGUUCUUCGCCGGAGUCGGCUGGAAAAGAAUUGGCGUUGGUACACGUGCUGGCUGGUGGUCGCGAUGCAGUACCUUCUUGCCUUGAUGGUGCUUGUGGCAGCUGACCACCUGAUCCUGAGCAGGGAGAGGCCCAUCGAGCCCUUGUGGAUCACGUACUACGUUUUCAUGACACUCAACUUCGACAACAUGCUGGUUCGCUUCAUCAGCUACGUGCGUACGAUGGAGCGAGCACCAGCGUGGAAAGUUGACGUGUAUGAGCCCACGUCCCCGACCUCGGCGGAUCAUGUGCGAAGGUCUGACCACAUGCAGCGCCUAUUUCUGGUCUGGAUACCAGUUGCAGUCGCUAUUUCGCUGAACAUCAGUUCCAGGGUGUUCAACAUCUUACCCAUCACUCUUUUGCGCUACGGCUCGGUGACGAACGAUCGUCCUGUUGUGAUGAUGACGCCCAGCGUUGGGCUCCCUCACAGCUGCUGCCCUGCAGAGGCUGUCUGGAAUGGUACCUUGAGUGAGGAAUCGAUCAAAUUCAGCAUUCCAUGUCUGUCCAGGGAUGCGCCGGAAGAUCUCGUCGCCGCACCAGUCGUGUAUUGGGUGGCCUGGCCUCGCCGAAGGGGUACUCCCACCAGUCUGCAGGUUCGAGAAGGUCGUGGAGCAGACGGAUCGCGAGGGAUAGUGUCAGGGCGCGCAACAGCGACUCCCCUGCAGCUCGAGUUUUGGCUGCAGCGGCAUGGCUAUGGGGUGAGUCAGGCAGCGGACAUCUUCAACGCAUUGACGGACACCAACAAGAGGAUUGGGAUGUAUCACUUUGCAUUCCCCUAUGUGGCCGAGUUCUCCGUAUCCAAAUGGCCAUGGAAGGAGAAUGCAGCGAUUUAUGCAGUCGCCGUGAACAUGGCCACAGGCGCUUUGAGCCCAGAGCCCGUGUCCUCUGACGUGCUCCUUCGCUUUGAUGGGAAGUGCGGCCCACAUUGCAUGCGCUGCAGUCACCAGGGCAUCUGUCGGCACUGCAAGGCCGGCUUCAGGCCCGACGGCCCCACAUGCGUCCCGUGUGGACAAGGCUGCCAGAAAUGUGAUGCGCAUCCGGUUUCUUCCGAGUGCAGUGAGUGCCAGGCCGGCUACGGCCUGACGAGAAUGGGACUGAUGCAUUGCCUGCCAUGUGCCGCAAGGGAUUGUGCAAACUGCAAUGAAGAAGAUGACUCCCAAGCUCAUGAGGCAACCGCUCGAGAAUUGCCGUGUCGCUCCUGUUUGGAGGGACAUGGCUUGGCGACUGAUGGAUCGUGUUUUCCGUGCAAGCAGAAAAACUGCAAGCUCUGUGAUGAAAACCGAUGCAAGCAAUGCCAGAGUGGCUUCGCAGUUGUGGAGGAUGACAAUGCUACGAGAUGCGACCCAUGCGGGGAAGCAUGCCUACAUUGUGACAAGCCUGGAAGCUGCCAGCAUUGCCAGGACGGCUAUGCAAAGCAAGAAGAUGGACACUGCAAGCCAUGUGGCGACUUCUGCAUACACUGCCACGAUCGCAAGGGAGAUGGCUGCGACGAGGGAGGCUGUCAGUCUGGAUACGGACUUCAGGGCGGGCAAUUCGCCUGGAGACCUCGUUCGAUCUGCAAGCCGUGCCGGGUGCAGCACUGCAGUGUGUGUGACAUCUCCGAGCAUUCCUGUGAUAGCUGCCAGGAGGAUUUUGGCAUCACGCCAUCUGGACACUGUGCUGUCUGCGGACCUGGCUGCGUUGAGUGCAAGGUGGCGACAGCCUGCGAGAAAUGCGAUGCCGGCUUCGUUUUGGUGAAUGGUGCAUGUCAUGCUUGUGCGGACAAGUGCAUGAGCUGCACUGUCUCUGGACCUGGAUCCUGUGACAAGCACAGCUGUGCGAAGGCCUGGACAGCAAUUUUGUUGCCCAAGCGGACUUGGCACUCGACAGAGGAGUCCUGGGUUUGCCGGCCUUGCUCGGAUCCGGAUUGCGAAAGAUGCGACGUGCAGGGCCCUGGUGGCUGCGACGACAAGGCGACGUACGGCCCAUGGCUGCCACCAGGUAUUUGA